UAAGAUCUUAAUUUCGAAAACGGACAACCGGUUAAGUGACGAACAUUGAGACUAUUACUACACACGGUUUCUAUGUGUAUAGCUCGAGGGGUAGAGCACAGGAAUCCUUGAGGUUGGGUGAAGAGGCAAACACUGUAGUAAAGCCGGUUAUGUAGGUCAGCCAUCUCGCUACUGGAUGCAGGUAGUCAUGACUCACCUGUAACUGCGUCCUGAUUUAUAAAAAUACUACUGUGAGUAGUUCGUCAGAUUGUUACUGACUUUUAGUUAUUAUUUAGCUAUUUUUGAGAAUUUUCUUCUAAAGAACUGUAGCUACUAUUUUAAGGAGACAACUGCUGCAUUUAAAAUGGGAAUUUAUUAAGAGUUGAUGCAUAUUUCCUACAUGACAUCGUGUACAUGUACCCACCUACCCACCAUGAAGUCAGUUGACUGGGAUCGCAGGUUAUUAAGUUGUACUCGUCUGUACUUGCCCUGUGAGACCAAGCGUGACAAAGACAGUUUGUUUUGUGCCAAAGAAUGUGUUCUUUCAGAACUACAGGUAAAUCCUGUACCCUCGGGAAUAGUCUUCAAGAGAAUCGUGUUUCAACUUCUUUGUUUUCCUCUACAGGGAUUUAAAUAAGAACUGUGUAGUGUGCGUGCAAGGGUGAUCAAGUAUACUAGUAUGUAACGGACACGUACACAGGAUAGGUACAGGCUGGCGGUGGGGGGUAAUUACUGACCGGGUGACGACCCCGUGACCUAAGGAGAGUGGGGGGAGGGUCGAGUAGCAACUGGAUGUAGGUGCGCAGGUGUGUUUGGAGGGAAGGGGGGCGUGAAGGUCGGGUGAAGAGGCGAGUGGUCAGAGAGGGAGGGGACAGUACAGAGGUGGGAGUACCUUUCAUGGAGAGUGCGAGUGUGUGGUGUAGAGGUUUCGCCAUAGCCUAUCGACUGUCUUUGGAGUAAAACUAUUCAGAACCCACGAAAGUUUUGUGUUUUCUUGUGGAAAGAUUGGGAGAUCGACCGCAUCUAUCCUGCUACUCAACCUACCCAGCAUGCCCAGCUAUGGCGAUUCCCUGUGGCGGAGGAGAACAAGGUUGUGGCCGACCAAGUUGCAACGCUACGUCCGCACACGUCGCUGUCGCAUGCUGCUGCUGUCUGCCGUGUUGCUGCUGUACUUGUUGCCGCUGUCUGUACGCACCAUCAGUCAUGUUGCCAGGACCAUCGUCAUUUCCUGUGAAAGCGAUGGCAAGUCUCUGAGCUUCAGACGAUCUCUGCAGUUUGUCGACAGGGAAUUCGAGACCAGACCAAAGCCUUCGUGCCUCAUGGAAUCAUCCUCAUUAAUGGGCAAAAUUACUAUCGACCCACGGGCCUGGAAGGCAACCUCACGAUGUCCGAAGUGGAGGCAACUCACUCUGACGUUUCUUCUGGCGGAGAGUGGAGUCCCUUGCACUGCUCUGCACGUGAUCGCGUGGCCAUCAUCAUCCCCUACCGCAAUCGUCUGUCGCAGCUGCCAGUACUCUUUCAUUACCUCCUCCCCAUUCUCAAGCAGCAGCUCCUGCACUUCCAGAUUUUCCUAGUUGAGCAACAUGGUGACAAGCUCUUUAACAAAGGGCGCAUCAUGAACGCCGGCUUUCUGGAGGCCAUGAAGAUUUUUCCAGACUUCCGGUGCGCUGUCUUCCAUGACGUCGACCUCCUGCCGGAGGACGACCGAAUCUCCUACAGCUGCCCGGAUAUGCCUCGCCACCUGUCGGUCGGCGUGAACGAAUUUAAGUACAAGCUGCCCUACCCGUUUCUGGUUGGGGGCGUGCUGAACAUGCUCGCAGAACAUUUCGUCACCGUGAACGGGUACUCGAACCAGUUCUGGGGAUGGGGCGGUGAGGACGAUGACAUGGCUUCAGGAUAACAUUCUGGCCUGGAGAUCGACAGGCCAUCAGACGAAAUUGCUCGCUACUACAUGCUGGAGCAUCCUAAAGAGAAGGCCAACGCCUCGAUGCUGGAAAGGAAAUGGUUGAUCCACACCACCUUGACCAGACGGUGUGAGGACGGUCUUAACAGCUUGCGGUACAAAGUGACUUCUCUCAGCAGCUUACCUCUAUUUACCUACAUCAAGAUAGAUGUGGGCGAGAAGGAACAGCUAGUCCUGCCAUGGUGGGGGACAUUGUGGGUGUGGUUUAUGGAGUAGGACUAAACCUCCCUGCAUCCUGCCGCAGCUUUCGUCCCGUCAAUGUCGGUGAUGACUUUGUAGAUGGACUAAGGAGUCAUCUAACACCCGUGUUUGAGUGCAGUCAGGCGGGGAUAAAAUUCAUCUUGCAUAGGAUAAUCUAGUUGCAUUGACUUUGUACAUCACUCUUUAAAUUUGUUUGCUUUUUAUUUAAUUUUUUUGCUUAUUUUGCUUGCUUGUUUUUUGGUGAUUUUUUUUUGUUUUUUUUUUUUUUUUGCCAACUGUCAGCACAAAAGCAUCUCUCUCUCUCUUGAUGGCAAACCAAAUGAACAUAUUUUUGUACUGCACGCGUACUUCUUUUUUUUUUUUUUGUCAUGCCAUUCUUUCAUCACGAAGACUCACGAAAGCUCAAAAUAGCCAAAGUCGCCAUUAUUCUCAUCAUAGUCGUCGCUAUUGUCAUCAUUAUAUUUAUCAUUAUCAUUAACGUCUUCAUCCUAAUCGUCGUGAUAGUUUUCACGGGUACUUUUAUCAAUCCGUCCAUUCCAUCCGUCCACUGUAACUCUUGUGCCUAAAGUUCAUCUAAGUAACCUAAUGUUCGAGCGUGAGUACCCGUAUGCAUGUGGAUAUCAAUGAGAGAGAGAGAGUGUGUGUGUCUCUAAGCUAGGAGCUUCUAGGUCCGGUGGAUCAACAGUUAAGAUCGGGUGUCAUGAACACUGUGAGGAAUUCUGGUGUUGAGGACACGUUGAUCUUUUCUGCAUUUGAUCAGGUCGCCGGAUGCUUGGGGUAAAAGCAUCAAUCCUCCCUCCGACUAUUGUAAAGAAAUUGUCAAUCACCACGGCAAUAUAUCAGCAUUAAUCAUAGUGCAUUGUCUAACUGGGAAAUGAUCAGCAUGUGUGGUCUAAUUAUCAGUGACACCGGAAAUCAAUCAGAGAAUAUGAACUAAUAAUCAUCGAGUGAUAAAUUGUGUGUAAAUGGCGUGUCCUAGUAACCUUCCAGACUGAAAACAUAGAACUGUCCGUAUAAUUUACAGCAAGAAUAUACCAAGCUUAGCCAAUUUUUGCAUGUUUUGAGUACUCCGACUAUCCACCAGACGAAGACCUUCAUUCUUUAUCUUUCUGUGCAAUCUGUUCAAAGAAUUUGACAGACUGAAAACUUCGAUCUUGAUUUUCUCUGUGAGUCAUCUGAGUAAUUUACCAGUGUGGGGCUACACCUCAAAGUCCUCGCUGAACAUCUUUCACGGACAGCCCAACGAAAAGGAAUUUAUUGUCUUUUUUCGUAAAGACUUAUUAUAUUUCUGCACUCAUCAAGCAUUUGGUCCGCAUAGUGUAGUCAUUCCAAACAAUGUUACAUGUUUGAUAUUCUACCUACGCAGGUUUUUAAACUCUUCAUACUGUGCAUGGCAGAUACUCUAGGCACAUCUUUAGAAAUUUAAAUUCUUCUGAUGGUUUUUUUUUUUUCUUUCUGUUUUCGACCGAACGAUGAAUAUUUGAAAUGCCUGUAGUGAUGUUGAGAUUAUGCCAAGCACAUUUCCUUGUUAUUCAGUUCAUUGUCGUUAUUGCGUAACCUGAUAUAGCAAUGGCAAUCGACGAGUGUUAGUUAAGAUUUACGAUCAUUACAUGCUUCGGACCGAAAAGGUCGUCGGAAUCCCUCAUCCGGUAGCCCUGCUUGAUGAAUUGUUUCUUCACUGUCAGGAACACGUGACUUGGCAACUUCAGAACGGAGUUUUCACGUGUUCUGGCUGGCAAAUCUGAAACAAGGAAAGGGCGAAGAUAAUCUUAGUCCCCUUUUUGUUUUCUUGUCCUUUAUCAAUGUCUUCCAUGUCUUUUAGUGUGUGUAGUUCAUCGGCGGGAAGAGAAAGUUGGAAGGAGGCUGGUGGUUACUUUCAAUAAUGUCGUGGACAAGGGGCUCCACUCUAGCUAUUUCGUAGUUCACUGGAUACAUCUAUAAAACAUAGUCGACAUGUCGUAGCAGCGUAGCAACUGUGACGUCCCAGUAAAGACCCCGGAUGCAGUGUGUUCGAGAGGAUGCACACCGUUAGUGUAUCUAUCCUCUUAGUGUACGUAGCGGGUUCAGGUCUGGUGAGUGUCUGACGGAGAGGACGCGUCAAGUUUGAUGGGAUUCAGUGGUGCAACGAUUCUGAAGUUCACUUGUCCAAGAUGUCAUGAGACCGCAGCACAAUGACGCCGAGCUGGCUGACCUGCUGCGGUCAAAGUCAUAAAGGUCAUCUGCCCCUUAUUUUCCCCGCCCCCUUCUUCAUACCCACCAGAUAAAUUCUACCCUCAUCCCCCUAUCUCCUGAGUCCCUAGCCGACGACCGUUUGGGAUAUUUUAGCUUUUAUCGUUGGGUCAUGUCAAUUGACGACUCGUUUGUCACCCAAUCUAUUCAGAUUGUCCGAGGUUUUCAAUGCUAUCUAAACUUCUCAGGUCUGUUUGUUCAGAGUCAGAGGCGAACUUUGACCUAUAGACAGCAAAGGUACAGUUUGCGUGCUUCUUGCCUAAGUCAAGAUGUAAAACAGAGCCUACUACUGAACCCCUCGCGAUGACUCUUCGGGAACUGGUACAGGAGUGUUUGUCGCAUUGUUCAUACGUAACAUGACCGUGAGCUCCGUUCGUCUUCUAAAAAUAUGAAUACCGGCAAAACGUGCAUGCAUAGACUAUACAUACAUGCAAUACAAAUCAUGACAUGAACGACCUAAGAGAGUAUUCUCAAGUAUUAACAAGAAGACAAACGUUGACUCAGUCCAGUCCUGGCCGAGCGUUCUCACUCUCCCUCGCCAAACCUUCGUGCUUACGGGCCGACCUCGGAGGUCAUUAUAGGAUAAAGUACACAGACAACCCUGUUCAACCUAACUCCACACAGUGCAAUCUGUCAGAUAGUCAGCUAUCCUAGUCUGGCUAGCCUUCCCACGACAUCUAAUACCUUCAUUUCAAUUUUUCAUAUUUUAUUUAACCGUUCUGAUAUAUUAUUUUAUCUUGCAUUAACAUGGCAUUUAGGCUUUAAUAGUGGAUUUUGUAAACUUGUAUCUAAUUAAACUGCCGUAAGGCUAGUAUUUUCCAGCCACGCAGCGCAACACUUGUUUAUUUACAACUCAAUUAUUUUUUUUUUCCUACUUAUUAUCUGAAUCUCCCCGACCUAUCUUUGUGGUUACAAUUGAUUGAUGUACCUAGGUUUUGUUCUCAUACUGACAUUCAUUGGAGAAUACAGUAUUAAAUUAGAUGGAAAUCAAAUGUUUGUAACAUUAUGCUUAGUGCUAUCUGGGCAAUAUGCAUUAUUACUUUAAACAUUCCCACUACUGAAUUUUUCAUUGCUCUGUGUGUGUUAGGAGGAGCAGGUAAAUCAGAAAGUAAUCGAGUCACGUGGUUGGUGAGAGAGAUACAAAAGACAGCAACAUUAUACACUAGCACCGGAGGAGAAACUCUUUACUCUAUACCAUCCAUACUUUCUGGUUUGUCUGUGAGAGGAGGACUAGACUGUAUUUUCUCGAGACUAGGAAGUAGGAUUAGAAGUGUAGACGUUAGUUGUACUGAGGGAUGAUUCCCUCCCCUGCUCUGUUACGUCAUGAGUAUGGACGUUAUCGCUUUUUGAACCUUCCUUCUCCUUCCUCUUACCCAGAAUGUGUACAACGAGUGUCCCUUUACUCCUUCUACACCCAACAGGUACCCCGCAGUCCGGAGUUAGCAAACACACCGAGGUAGACAGGCAAACAGACCAGGUCAAACAUCUAAUAGCAAAUCUCUUUUCAUACAAACUAUUGCAAUAGAUAUAUCUACGUUGAAGUUUUCAGUACUGAUUGUGAUAUUGCUUGUGAUGUGUACUUCAACUAUAAUGUGAUUGAUCCUUUCUAUUGUACUAGUUUGCUCAACUUGAAGCGUGAAUCCGAGACAACUUUCUAAUGACGAUCUUGCAACAGAAGAUCGAGAAGAAAAUGUUUUGGAAUACAAAAACCAAGAAAAAUGUU
Molecule: messenger RNA, 6095 nt
Organism: Pomacea canaliculata
Lineage: Eukaryota; Metazoa; Mollusca; Gastropoda; Architaenioglossa; Ampullariidae
Product: beta-1,4-N-acetylgalactosaminyltransferase bre-4-like
Biological process (GO): glycosphingolipid biosynthetic process; carbohydrate metabolic process
Molecular function (GO): N-acetyl-beta-glucosaminyl-derivative 4-beta-N-acetylgalactosaminyltransferase activity
Source: RefSeq, a predicted model, not a curated record